This is a messenger RNA of Aphidius gifuensis, 727 nucleotides long. RefSeq lists its product as uncharacterized. The coding region runs from base 125 to 727 and encodes 200 amino acids. The record is from RefSeq and is a predicted model, not a curated record. The transcript is spliced from 3 exons. Lineage: Eukaryota; Metazoa; Arthropoda; Insecta; Hymenoptera; Braconidae.
GUAUACUGCGCUACAUAUACCUAUGUAUUGACUAUUACCCUCGCUCAAAUGCAGCUGUCAAAUUUAAUGGAUACAUCGAAUUUUUGGUCGUUUAAUUAACAGUAAUAAUUAUCAUUUUAAUAUAAUGAUCCAUAAAAUAUUAUCCGACAAGGAAAAAUUUUGUGUUCACAAUUCGAGUGAGUUAUUUCUUCAGUUCAUUCGCCAAUUUUCUGAUUUAGAACUCGGUAUUGCUACUGAUAAAGACCAUUUGUCCGAAGAUGAAACUCAAAUCAAAACAUUGCGAGAAAAAAUCUCUCGAACAAAAGAUAAAAUUACAAAAGAAGACAACAAGAACAGAGAAUUGGUAGAGAAUGUUUGUACAUAUGAAAAAACAAUUAAAAUGCUACAAGGUGAAUUCAAUUGUCUUAAAAUUGAAAACCAGAGUGCGAUAUCAUCAGUCAAUAAACUAAAAAGAAAGAUCAUGAAUCCCAAUCGUAAAGAUCAGGAAAUAUUGGAGCGUGGUAAAAAAAAGUUGAAUUACUACAAAGUUCUUUCUGGAAUUAGAUGGGACUACCCUGAGUUAAAAAACAGUGUCAAAGGCUAUAUCACCAACAGGGACGAAUAUAUCCAUGCAUUUUGUUUCGAUCGUGAAACCAACAAAUACGGCGAAAAGCUCUGGCUCGAAGUUGGCAAGGGGAGUCUUAGGUUAAAAGAAACUGAAAUCCAGCAAUUAGUUGCAGAAAUUUGA